Colletotrichum higginsianum IMI 349063 is the source of this 3567-nucleotide messenger RNA. RefSeq lists its product as uncharacterized. The record is from RefSeq and is a predicted model, not a curated record. The coding region runs from base 1 to 3567 and encodes 1188 amino acids. Lineage: Eukaryota; Fungi; Ascomycota; Sordariomycetes; Glomerellales; Glomerellaceae. The transcript is spliced from 3 exons.
AUGGCCUUGUCCGACGAACUUUGGCGCUUUGCAAGCGAGGGAUUUUAUCUCUUCGUACGCAUCUUCGGCGUUCUUAUCGGCUUGAUCUUGACGAUCCUGCUUUGUGCCGCUUUCGAGCACUACGCCACCUUGGCCAUUUGGGCAAGCGUUGGUUUUCUAACCCUUGGUGUUCGCCACCUGUGCGAGCAGACUACACAUGGCCUUCGGGCUCAGUGGCUUGCUCUACCAGACCGUGACAUCAAAAAGCCCAGGAUUCCUGAGGAGUCUGGUAUCGUCAGCCGAGUUAUACCCCCUUCGCCACCGGAUCAGGAGGUGUGCGACCCCAUUACCGAUUCCGAGGAUUCGUCCAAGGAUGAGAAUAAGAAGGAGAAGGCCCUUGUGGCCGAGCAGAAGAAUAUGAUCAAUCAGAUCAAGGCGAAUCACGCAAGAGAGAUGGCCAAGAUCCACGGCAGACACAGAGAAUUCCUGAAGCAGUAUCGACAGUCUUCUGAGUACAAGGACAAGGAGAUUGAGAGCCUCAAGAAGCGCGUCGGUGAGCUCGACUUUCACCUCAACUUCCUUGAGACGGAGCGAUUUCAUCGGCCGCAACUUGAGCCCGUCCCAACCGAUCUCUGCGACCAUAACUUCAAGACCCGUGGCCGGUACCCAACCAUGUCUGUCAGGCUGCCGAUGCUCGACUUUUCCCUCAAGGAUGUCGUCCGCCGUCGCAAGGCUGAGACGAAUAGCUCGUUCAACGUCACGAUUUACAGAAUGUACGACACGACGGUCCUGGCUGACGGCCCUGUUUCACUCGCCCAGUCUUCCCCCGAUGCCAGCAAGACCGUUGAACAGGUCAUCGAAAGUCCCAUCGUCGUCCCGUCUCCAGUCGUCCAGCCCGACCGGCCCCAGUCUUCUGUCCUGUCUCCCGUCUCGACUCCGCCGGCUACGCUCCCUGAGACUCCCUUGUCGCCUGCUAAGAGUCCGUCAGCCGCCGUCGCCAUCACAGAUACUCCUUUGCAUCGUCACAUCUCUCGUCAGUCUUUGAAACGAUCUCGUCUCAAGUAUCUGGUUAAGAAGCUGGCCCAGCUUCGCGCUAGUUUGAGCGCCAGGCCACAGGCUCAGUGCUCCGAGACCGAUCUUGCGUCGACUCCUGCAGAGUUACAGACCCAUGAUCUGCCGAAUUUGCCCAUCGAAUCUCCUUUCCCCCUUCGUCCUCGAGCUCUUCCUCCUCGAGUUCGUCGUCUUCGAGCUCGUCAGAACGUUCACAAGGCUUUCUCAGAGACGUCGUCGAGCCCUCCUUCCCUUAAUUCCGCCUCGCCUCCUCCUCUUGACCCCGCCUCGAUUCCGUUGCCUGCAUCACCCAUUCCCUCGAAAUUGGCCGCGCCUCUCCGUCCGAGCUCUCCGAUUGCUGCGCCAGAUUCCCCCGCACUUUCGGAUCUCCCGCCGCUGCCUAUCUCGGAUCUUGACUCAGAAGGCGAUGGCAAAGACGACCAUUCCGACAACGGAGGUAGUACGGUUGCUGUCAAGCAGCAGCAGAUGGUGAAGGCUUUGCCUGCUCCUCUGCCUGCUCAGCCGACUACUGUUCCGUCUGUCCCCGUGUCCGUCAUUGCCAGCUUCGUUAUUCCGGAUAAUCAGAUGGAUGUUGAUGACGAGACCAAGCAAAAGACGAAGGAAAAAGAGGAAGACGAGGGGGAUGAAAUGGAGCUGGACGAUUCGGAUCGCAUUCGGAUGACCUUGGACGAUUUGGAUCAAUGUCAGAUGGACUUGGACGAUUCAGUUCAAGUUCAAAGGGGUUUCGAGAUGCAAGAUGUCGACAUGGAAGACGAACCGAAACAAGAUGUCGAUAGGACAGAUGAACUGGGAGAGGAAGUCGACAUGACAGACGAGCUGGAAGAGGCUCAGGCACCGACAAGCCGUGAUAUCGACAUGAGCGACGACCUUAUUCAUCCCACUGACGCUGGCAAUGCCGGCGGCAACGAUGAGAUGGACCUCGAUCUUGAACAUCAGACCAAACUCCAAGUUGCCGCCUUGUUGUCCGGAAACCCCUCUCCUGCGAAUACCUCUCAGACAUCGCGGCAGCAAAUCCUCGUCCAGCCCGGCGGAGUAACUCCCUCGACUCCUGAGCUUCAUCCUAAGAACACCAAGAAGAUUAGGAUCAAGUUCAUUCAACGUCGACAAGACACUCCCUCGGUGGAGUCAAAGAGCUCACAAAAACUCAUUGGUGACACUGAUGAGGACGACUUCAACCAGGAUGAGUACUUCGUUCAACCCCGACAAGCCAGCGCCUCAGCAGAACAAGAGAACUCAAAGGGAUCCAUUGGUAACGCUAAUGAGUACGACUCUGACCUGGCUGAACCUGAAAAGGCCCAGGUGAGUAUCGAGCUUGUUCAACGUCGGCGGACCAUUCCCACGGUGGAUUCGGAGAGGUUGCGGAAGUCCGUUACUGCCAAUGAGGACAAGCCCGACCAAAAGGCUCCUUCGACGCCACAACCUGAGCCUGAAAAGACUGAAACGAAAGUCAAGAUCGUUGAACGUCAGCAGGCCAGUCCAACAGAAGAACCGGAGAUAUUGCAGACCACAUCCAAUGGUACACCCAGCCAUUUUCAGGCCGGGAAUGUUACCCCUUCGACCCCGGUGCCCAAGGUCAAACAGCCUGAAGGAAAGAUCAUCAUCUUCCGACGAAAGCCAGCCAAUCCUAUGAUGCCCCGGAAGAAGACCUCCAAAAGUCCAUGUGUAAAAGGUCUCAAGCAACAGAACGCGAAGUCCAUGCUCCAGGUCGGAACAUCGCCUUCCUUAUCCGUACAAGCCCCACCAAACCUGACCAGCGGCUCUCCGUCCGAAGGAAGAAUCCGUCUGUUCCAGAUGACUGCGCUUCAAAAUACCUUGUCGCUUACUACGGCCCAAUCUCUGCAGCAGCCCCAGCUGUUUCCAGAUCGUCCAGCCCGCAAGCAUAAAUUCGAAGAGGUAGACGCGGUCGACGAGAACUGGGACGGAGACAUUGACCUCGACGGACCCCCUCGCAAGAUCGCACCCUUGCCCGCGAGAGCUCAAAAAGGCCCAUCGGCUGUCGACGAAGAGACGCGCCGCCGACUUGCUCUAGAGGCAAAGAGGCGUUGGGUACUCGUACAGGAGCAGACCGCCAUUUCCAGACUUGACCCCAUCGUGGAGCACCCCAGGAGCAGACCACCGCCUCAGGUAGCGUCUGAAGAAGUGUCCUCCCGAGACGAUCGUCUACUGUUGUUUGAAUCCCCUGAGCUGAGACAAGAGCUACUUCACAAGCUCCAGGUUCUGUGGCCAAUCUUGCCGAAGGACGAGGUUGAUCGGAUACGACUGAACAAGCUGAGGUCAUGGGCACUCGCGGAGUGGCGCAAGCUUCUGAACCCGGCAGGCAAAGACAAGCUCCCGGCAAACACCUACAUAUCCAUGGACUCAUUCGAGCGCGAAGUGGGUAAGUGGAUGCAGCGAGUCGUCAACAUGAUGGUUGAGUUGAACGUUGUUCGUGAGGUGAACCCCGUUCUAUGGAAUUGGAGAGAGCUUGUGGUCCAACAAGGACCUCGUCCCGAACCGGAGGUGAAAGGCAAUAAGUGA